ACAACUACCAACCACCAAGAUCAAAACAAUAACGAAACACCUCACGAUAUACCCAAUAGCAAGAGGCGAUAUGAUAUAGCUUGCCUUAAGUUCCUAUCUUUUUCCACGAACUUGGGGCUUAUUCUUCAGGCUUGUGCUUUGUGGUCUUCCAUUAUGCCGAUUUUGGGUCUUGGUCACAUUUUGUCUCGUGACAAUGACUUUCCU
This is a messenger RNA of Racocetra persica, 204 nucleotides long. NCBI's taxonomy places the organism in Eukaryota, Fungi, Glomeromycota, Glomeromycetes, Diversisporales, Gigasporaceae. The record is from the annotation of a GenBank genome assembly.